AUGUCAUACUCGAAUCGUUUUCCACCGACUCAACACACGAGAUAUAGAAGCAGCUGGGGACCAUCUUCGGUAUCAGCUUUCACACGUGCUGAUGUCCCGAGAGCAUCUCCUGAGGAAGAAGAAUAUGAAUUUUAUCAUGAGAGAAUUCAUUCUGCUCAAAAUCGACAACUGAUUCCGUUACAAGAAGAUUUGGCUGAUUGGAUAAAUAAAAUAAUAAAUGUGGAUUACAUAACUGGCGAUAAUUUCUUCGAUACUCUAGAUAAUGGAGUAGUGGUAUGUAAAUUAGCCCGAGUUAUUCAGGAAAAAGCUCGUGCCGCAAUUGACUCCGGAUUAGCUAAAGGACCCGUACCAGUAAUACGCGGCCGUUGUUGGGAAAAUGCAGCCAGGCGUAGUUUUUUUUCACGCGACAACAUGGAAAAUUUUAUCCAAUUUUGCCGACGUUUAGGCGUACACGAAAAUUUGUUGUUUGAAAGCGAUGAUCUUGUACUUCAUGGACAACCACGUAAUGUUGUGUUAUGUCUAUUAGAAGUAGCCCGAUUAGCUUCUAAAUAUUCUUUAGAACCACCAGGACUGGUACAAUUGGAACGUGAAAUUGCUGAACAAGAACGUGAAUUACAUUGCAUGUCAGAUAGUGGUAUAUCUCAUAGUAGUUUAGUUUCAUGGCAAUUUCAACCCCCGUCUCCGAUUUCUUCACCUAUACCACCCAAAGAGAAAAUAAAACACAGCUGUUCGGCGUCUGAAAUAACUACCGCGGCUCUGUGGCUAAAUCCAACACCGCCGACGACACCACUUGAGCCACCGACGGAAAUGCGUCGUUCAGUGAGUGAUAAUGGACCGACUGGCAGUGACGGAGUACCGAGUGACACCACAGAGGACGAUUGGUCACGCGGUAGUGCUGAAGAUCCGGACGAACUUCCGUCCCCGGUUAGUUCGCCAUCACCGGCAGAACCUCCGGAACAUGUUGGACCAAUCACUGAACUCGAUAGAAAAAUUUUCAAAUAUAUCGAUGCGGGUACUCAAACUCCAGGAAAUUUAACCACAAAUUCAUCUGUGCGCAGAGCAGCAGAAGCUAUUCAUAGACUCUGUCAGUGUUCAAAUGAAAAGUGUUCAAAAUUAAAAGUACGAAAAGUCGGCGAGGGCCGCUAUCACAUCGCCGGUCGCAAUGUCUUCAUUAGGCUCCUUAAGGGCCGACACAUGAUGGUGAGAGUCGGCGGUGGGUGGGAUACACUGGAGCACUUUUUAUCAAGACACGACCCGUGUCAGGUGAGGGUCCUCAGCCGCGAAAGCACACCGCCUCCUCACACAACCGCAAAGCACACAAAUUUUCUCCACAUACGUGCUAAGUAUCGCAGUCCACCCGCAGAAUCAAUUUCUCGACGUUAAUUGCACAGUGCCUACCACUUAAUUAUUAUUUAUAUUAAUAUAUACCAUUUAUUCUUCAUUAUAUAUACAUCUGGCUUUAUAUAAUGUAAGAAAUCAUCAUCAUAUUAAUUAAUUAAUCAAUCAAUUAAUUAAUUAACUACUCAAUUAUCAUGUGCGCACGUCCGAAUUAAUGUAGUCCACUUUGCCUACUACUUUAUACAUUUAUAAUAAUUAAUAAUAAUAAUAUAUAUUUAUACAUUUGUAUAUUUAUAUAUUGCAUAUUUAAUAUUUAUAUUGAUAAAUAUUUUUCCAGUCAGGUUUAAAAAUUUUAUAAAGAAAAAAAAAUAGUUAUAGUAAAAAAAUUUUUCUACGAGAGCAAUAUUUUUUUUUGUAAUUUAAAAUAUUAAUAGUAAUUAUUAAUUAGUAAUAAAUAAACGUGUCUUGAUAUUUGCUCAAUCAGAAUUUUUUUUUUUAUAUAUAAAAUAUUAAAUGUGAUAGUAAUUUUUUUUAAAUUUAAAAAAAUGUUCUUCGAUUUUUGAAUAUCGAUUAAUUACGAAGCAAUGGUAGUAAUUAUUUAUAAUUAAUUACAUUAGCACUUGGUAAUAAACAUAUAUAUAUAUAUAUUAGGGUGGUUGUUGAAAAUUAAAAUAAGUGGGGAAUUUGGUUUUUUUUUUAAGUAAAAAGAACACGUGCACUUCAAAGUUCAUUUUUCGAUACAUUCGCGGUUUUUUUAAAAUAUCUCAUGAAAUAUGCAGAUUAAAGGAAAAAGUCAUAGGAACAAUUUUGUAGGGAAUUAAAUUCUUGACAAAAAAGGUCAUGUUCAUUUUUUUUAUAAAAUGCGUAUUUAUAAAGAUAUUUUAAAAAAACUUUUUUCAGAUCUUAGGAAUUGAGCGUUAUAAGGAUUACAAAUGUUUUUUUUAAAUAUCUCAUGAAAUAUGCAGAUUAAAAAAAAAAAUCAUGGGAACUAUUUUGUAGGAAAUUAAAUUCUUGACAAAAAAAGUCAUGUUCACUUUUUUUAUAAAAUGUAUAUUUACAAAGAUAUUUAAAAAAAAACAUUUGUAAUCCUUAAAACGCUCAAUUCAUUAGAUCUAAAAAAGUUUUUUUAAAAUAUCUUCGUAAAUAUACAUUUUAUAAAAAAAACGAACAUGACCUUUUUUGUCAAGAAUUUAAUUCCCAACAAAAUUGUUCCUAUGACUUUUUCCUGUAGUCUGCAUAUUUCAUAAGAUAUUAAAAAAAAACAUUUGUAUUCCUUAAAACGCUUAACUCAUUAGAUCUAAAAAAGUUUUUUUAAAAUAUCUUCAUAAAUACACGUUUUAUAAAAAAAAUGAACAUGACCUUUUUUGUCAAGAAUUUAAUUCCCUACAAAAUUGUUCCUAUGACUUUUUCCUUUAAUCUGCAUAUUUCAUGAGAUAUUUAAAAAAAACCGCGACUGUCUCGAAACUUUGAUCGGCACGUGUUCUUUUGACUUAAAAAGAAAAAACCAAAUUCCCCACGUAUUUUUUCACUAAAAAAAAAGUUUUUUAUAAAGCGCCUGAGAAAAUUUAAUUUUUAACGACCACCCUAAUAUACAUGAAUAAAAAGGCACUUAAUAUACUCAAAUUUUCGCUUAAAUGCGAUUUAUUUGCACACAAAUAAAUUCAAUCAGUACAAUAUUUAAAUAUAUUUAUAUAUAAAUAUAUUAAUUGCUUACAUUUAGCUUGAUAAUUGUUAAUCCAAUUUAUCUUUUGUACUUUUAUAAAAAAAAAAUAA
Molecule: messenger RNA, 3111 nt
Organism: Microplitis mediator
Lineage: Eukaryota; Metazoa; Arthropoda; Insecta; Hymenoptera; Braconidae
Product: growth arrest-specific protein 2-like
Exons: 8
Coding region: 1-1383 (460 amino acids)
Biological process (GO): actin crosslink formation
Cellular component (GO): actin filament
Molecular function (GO): cytoskeletal adaptor activity; actin filament binding; microtubule binding
Source: RefSeq, a predicted model, not a curated record